This is a messenger RNA of Penicillium cataractarum, 1629 nucleotides long. RefSeq lists its product as uncharacterized. Lineage: Eukaryota; Fungi; Ascomycota; Eurotiomycetes; Eurotiales; Aspergillaceae. The record is from RefSeq and is a predicted model, not a curated record. The transcript has 2 exons. The coding region runs from base 1 to 1629 and encodes 542 amino acids.
AUGAUUGAUGAGAAUCUACCGACGUUCUUCCUCAAGAACAACUCACAAUCCACCAACCAGAGUACAAUCUACCACCGUCAGCAUGGAAAUGAGCCCGAACCUGCCUAUAACCUGCGCUACUUGGACCCCAACCUCCCCACCUCGCGGAACCGCUAUGGCGUCGCCCUCUACGAUCCCUACGUCCCGGACGUCGUGUACGGCGAAGUCGCCGUGAUUCCCGAAUGGACACAGCCCAGUCUGUCGGCUGAUACGAUUCGUGCGAAUGGUGGCACUGUACCUCCCCCGGAGCCCAUUCUCCCCACCGAAUUCUCCAUCCACCUCUACAAUCCGGACCAGCAGAUCGUGAUCAAACACCAGCCAAAGUCCUGGAACAAGCCCGCACGAUGGGAAUUCGAGAUGCCCCAGCGUACAUUCAGAGUUCCCUCUACGUCGACCCUCGAUCAGACACAGAGUGACCCCGCCGCGGCGGAUAUAACCCCAAAGCUGCGGUUCAGCUGGCGCAAGGAUGGAAAGCUUUCCAAGGACCUGUCUUGUCUUUUGCACGGCAAAUCCUCUACAAUCCCAGAGACUCGCACCAAGACUCGGGAACCAGAUAUCACUGUGGCGCUGUUCCAAGGUCUCCGCGAGCUAACACUCUACGAGCCGAACCUCUACAGGGUGGAAAUGGAGGACUUCAAGGGUCUAGAGGUCGUCCUCUUGCUUGCAGCAGUUGCUAUUCGGGAUAUCUUCUUCGGCCUCGCCAAGGAAGCCUUCCACAUCGUCGCCGGUGCCCCUCCAAUCGGCACUAGCAAACCACCGGCUGGAGUCGCCCCAGGCCGAAAAAGCCCAGCAACCCAGUCACAACCUCCAGCCGUCGCCGUUGCAAAUGGCAGACCCUCUCCACCACGCCUGACCAUCCCGCAAACCCAACAAUCAGUGCCAAAACCACAGCCACAGCCACAACCACAACCACAAGCACACCCGCGCCAAGACGCCCAAGCAAAGAAAGAAGCCCAACGUACAGCCGAACUCCUCGCAGCCGAGAAACGCGCCCAAGAAAAAGCCCAACGCAAACGCCAAUCCGAAAUCGACGCUGAAACAAAACGUCUACAGAAGCUAUACGGCCAAGAGGAACAGCAAGUCCGGGCUAGCGCACAGGCAAACGUCAACGCACAUACACCCGUUCCCACCCCUUCAUCACGCCCAAACCUUCCACCCCGCCACACAGGACCAUCAAGGCCGUACUCGCACCACUACUCGCAAUCCCAUUCCUAUAUGCCACCCCAACAACCUCAACCUCAACCUCAACCUCAACCCCGACCACCCCACCAAACACGCCCAUCAAACGUGGUGCCUACCUUCGCUGGUGGUCCAUACAUGCACGGCUCCGCGGGGGUUCGUCUCGAUCCACGCGCGCAAUCUACAACGCACCUUAUGCAGUCGAAGCCACAGCAAGCACGACCACAGUCAACGGUGGGCUUUUACCAAGCAGCAAGUGGAGGUCUAGCACCUGGAGCACGGCCACAGCAACAGUCACAGCAAACCCUGGCCCCUAAGAAGAGCAGUUUCUUUGGAUUUAUGCGGAAUAAGGAAGAAGGUGGGGAGAAGCAGAGGAAUCGGUUGGAUAAAAAGCGGAGUUCGAUGUUUUGA